This is a messenger RNA of Silurus meridionalis, 1656 nucleotides long. It is a transcript of the gene tmbim6, whose product is annotated as testis enhanced gene transcript (BAX inhibitor 1). Gene Ontology annotation, molecular function: enzyme binding. The coding region runs from base 186 to 899 and encodes 237 amino acids. The record is from RefSeq and is a predicted model, not a curated record. Gene Ontology annotation, biological process: negative regulation of endoribonuclease activity; negative regulation of apoptotic signaling pathway; negative regulation of RNA splicing. Lineage: Eukaryota; Metazoa; Chordata; Actinopteri; Siluriformes; Siluridae. The transcript is spliced from 10 exons. Gene Ontology annotation, cellular component: mitochondrial membrane.
CCCGUACGUUUAUGCGUCGUCACGUCGGAACCUUCACCGCGUACGCAUGCGCAGUGUCGUCCACAACGCUCUGACUCACGGCUAGUUACGCAGCUACGAAAACACCGCGAGGCCGAGACCAACACACACUUAUACACACUCACACACACCAUGCAGGGGUUCCAUUUUACCCACACAGCAGGAAGAUGAACGUGUUCGACCGCAACAUCAACUUCGACGCCCUCUUCAAAUUCUCCCAGAUUUCACGCUCCACUCAGCAGCACCUGAAGAAUGUGUAUGCCAGCUUAUCCAUGUGCAUGUUCGUGGCUGCGGCCGGAGCGUAUGUUCACGUCGUCACACGUCUGCUACAGGGUGGGCUGCUGUCCGUGUUGGGUUCUCUGGCGAUGAUGAUGUGGCUCUCCAUGACUCCUCACAGCCCUGAGACGGAGAAGAAGAGACUCGCUAUUCUCUCUGCAUUUGCCUUCCUCACAGGGGUGGGACUCGGACCUGCCAUGGAUUACGUCAUUAGCAUUAACCCAAGCAUCAUCGUUACAGCGUUCCUCUGCACCUCAGUCAUUUUCCUCUGUUUCACCUUGAGUGCUCUUUAUGCUCAGCGCAGGAGUUAUCUGUUCCUAGGAGGUACUCUGAUGUCAGGGCUGUCCAUCCUGCUGCUGGUUUCUAUGGUGAACAUGUUCCUGGGCUCUGUUGCUCUCUUUAAGGUGCACAUGUACUUGGCUCUGGCCAUCAUGUGUGGCUUUGUGCUGUUCGACACUCAGCUGAUCAUCGAGAAAGCAGAGAUGGGAGAUAAAGAUUACAUCUGGCAUUGUGUGGAUCUCUUUCUGGACUUUGUGACCAUCUUCAGAAAGCUCAUGAUCCUGCUGGCUAUGAACGAGAAGGAUAAAAAGAAAGAGAAGAAGUAAGCACACCACCGUUCAGCCAAGCUAAAGGAAGAAUCUGUAAGCUGCAAGUUAAUUGCAUCACAAAUGUUUUUGUCUAAGAGUUCAUUAUAAUUUGGAGAAUUUUUCUGAUUUUGUACUCCAGUGUCUUAAUUUUAUUUUAGUUUUUGAAAGUUAGGAUGUUAAGGUGGUGCAGUAACCCUGAGUAAUGUAUCAUACUUACACAUGCUGGUCCUCAUUCCUACCAUGAGGAUUAAAGACAGUGAGGUUUCUUAAAUAUAUUCUUUAAACACUUUAAAUGUGAUACUGGACAUAAAAAUCAACACAUUGAGUAAAGAUCAGUUUGUUGUAAAUAUGACGAGGGAUCUGACUUCAGUUGAUUUCAUUCUUCUAGAUAGAAUUGCACGUGUCGUUUCUGCAUUGUUUUUGCCAAUUAUUAAAUUUCUAUUAAUUUAGAGUUACUAUAUUAUUAUAUUAUCUUCUCCCUGCCAAUAUGAAGGUACAGUUCUUCUCUCUCUCACUAAAACUUUAUUCUUAACUUUUAUAAUAACUAAUAUAAUAGCGUUCAUAAUAUAAUGAUUUCAACUGCUGUACAUGCCAACAGUGAAUUAUUAGUAAUCGGUGGGGAAAUGAUUGAUUGAUUGAUUAGUCAGGUGUUGCUGCUGAUCAGUUUUAUGGAGGUGAACUGAAGUGAUUAGUUUGCUUUCCCUCGUUACUGCCAAUUAUUUUGCCAUAUUUUAGAUAAACAAACAAACAAACAAUAAACUGUGAUUCAAUGUAA